Strongylus vulgaris is the source of this 366-nucleotide messenger RNA. Lineage: Eukaryota; Metazoa; Nematoda; Chromadorea; Rhabditida; Strongylidae. The record is from the annotation of a GenBank genome assembly.
AUGUAUAUCAACCAUGUAAGAGAUGAAACGAUGAAUCCCAGAAUCGAUGAACAGCCAAUAGGAUUGGAUGGCAAUAGUCGAAUUCUGAUGGCAAACAGGAGCAAUCUGACGGAUCCGGAUGAUGAAGAGCAGUGGAUUGGUAGACACACCCGUCAUGGAGAUCGUCGCGCUCUUCCACCGCUUCGUGAGCCUUUAAUAAUGGCGCGAAGUCAGGCUUUGGCUCUUGCUGGAAUGCCAUCGGAGGCUUAUGAGGGAACCUAUCGCCCUGUUCCUGAAGGAAAAUCGUUGAAACUUCCCUUCAGCAGAGAAGACGAUACUCGACCAGCAGAUCGUUUGGUCGGGCAAGCUCUAGGACUUGGCCGGUGA